This is a messenger RNA of Exophiala aquamarina CBS 119918, 243 nucleotides long. RefSeq names its product N-carbamoylsarcosine amidase. The coding region runs from base 1 to 243 and encodes 80 amino acids. The transcript is spliced from 2 exons. Lineage: Eukaryota; Fungi; Ascomycota; Eurotiomycetes; Chaetothyriales; Herpotrichiellaceae. The record is from RefSeq and is a predicted model, not a curated record.
AUGCUGUCGCAGCGAUUGGGCGUCGACACACUCGUCAUAUGUGGAGUGAGUACCUCUGGAUGUGUGAGGGCAACAGCCCUAGAUGCGAUGCAAUAUGGCUUUAGACCAAUGGCUGUAGGAAGUGCGUGCGGUGACAGGACUCCCGAGAUUCAAAUUGCCAAUCUAUUUGACCUGGAUGCAAAGUACGCCGAUGUCGUCGAAGAAGCAGAAGCUGUAUCACAUCUCGAGGCCGGAUGGCCGUAG